UAUAAUCCGGCCGGAAGUUGUUUAGUGACAUUCAUCGUUUUGAAUCUGCAGUUUAGCGAUGCUAACUGUGUUAGAGUGAGAUAACGUUUAAAACCGCAAUAUUUAAUAGGUAUAUAUAUUUACAAGAUGUCGGCAGGUUGUUAAGGCAUCAGUGCGUGUGGACCAAUGUAGCAGCUGUGAGACUUUAUUCGUUUACAAUGAGCUCCCUCUCAGCACAGCUUCCGGCAUCCAGCCCCUCAUGCAGGACACUACCUGGAGAUGGGAAUCAGGUACAACCAAAAGCCCCUCUCCUGCAAAUUCUCCGUGUUGCUGGAGCGAAGGAAGACGUGUUCACUCUCAAAGAGGUGAUGCACUACUUGGGUCAGUACAUCAUGGGGAAGCAACUCUACGACAAACAGAGGCAGCACAUAGUCCACUGUCAGGAUGACCCUUUGGGAGAACUAUUGGAGGUGGAGAGCUUCUCUGUAAAAAACCCAAGCCCAGUGUAUGAAAUGCUCAAGAAAUACUUAGUUGUGCUUGGUUGUUCUGACGCUGCAGAGAAUCUUUCUGUGGGCCGUGAAUGUGUAGAGGGCGGAGUGGAGGAUCGUGGUCAGAUGUGUGGAGGUGUGGUCAAAGCAGGGCUGGAGACUAGCAUUGACAGGCCUCUACUGCAGACCCCCUCCCAGCGACGACCCCGGGAGCCAGACGAUGAUGCCCUCGAAGACCUGCCACGGUCAGCCUGCAAAAGGCCCAAACUAGAUGUUUCUUUGGACGAGUGGGACCUUUCUGGCCUUCCCUGGUGGUUUCUGGGUAAUCUCCGUAGUAACUACAGCCGUAGGAGCAAUGGCUCCACUGACAUCCAUACAAACCAACUAUCUCCUGCACAGGAGGAGGACACAGCCAUUGUGUCUGACACUACCGACGACCUCUGGUUCUUGACCGAGGGCGGGAGUGAACAGGUGAGCGUGGAGAUGAAGGAGGCGGCACUGGAGGAAGGGAGCAGUGGAGAAGCAGAGGCUCUGUCUGAUGAUGAUGAAGGAGGGAGGGAGGAGAAAGCAGAUCGAGAGAUGCAGGAAGAGCCUGAUGAAGACUCCCAGUGCCUAAGCGAUGACACUGAUACAGAAAUCUCCACACAGGAUGCCUGGCAGUGCACAGAGUGCAAAAAGUAUAACACACCUCUCCAGAGGUACUGUGUCCGCUGCUGGGCUCUCCGUAGGAACUGGUACAAAGAUGUUCCUCGACUCGCCCAUUCCCUUUCUGUUCCCGACAUCCCAGCAUGCAGCUCUCUCCCUACCAAUGAUGAGGAAGACGACAGUGAUACGGGCAUCGACAUCCCAGACUGCAGCAGGACAGUCUCUGACCCUGUCAUCCUGCCCUCCCACUCCACAGCUGACCGACCACUGCCCACUAUGGCUACAGGUAAAGUCAAGGGUCCUUGGCCCUCCAGCUUCCACAAGGAUGGGCAGCUCUCAGGAGGGGGGAGUCAGGACAACCCUGGCAUGGAGAUUGAAGAUGAGAAACUUAGGGAACUGUUAGAGCCUUGCAAGCUGUGUCGAGUUCGACCACGCAACGGAAAUAUAAUUCACGGACCUACAGCUCACCUUUUAACCUGUUUCCCAUGUGCAAGAAAGCUACACAAGUUCCAUGCUCCUUGUCCAGGAUGCGGGAUGAUCAUUCAAAACGUUAUUAAGGCAUUCGUAGUCUAAAAGGGACAUGCGCACACCUGUUAGAGGCACUAGAACUCUACAAAAAACACAACCCAUUUGACCAAUGCAUGCACUCUGGUUCACACUCUUCUCGUAGAUACACACAACAUGUGCACCUUACGCUUAAAAGUCAACACAAAAUAUAGCACUUGGUGAAGCUUGUUUUUGGUUGCAUGAUAUAUUCUGCAUCACACAUACUCAACUAGUUUUGGAUGUGAAAUCCUGGACAUAAUAGUUUGUCAUACAGAAUUGGUGCCAAAUUUCAAUAAGGCACAUAUAAAGGAAGACCUAUUUAUUUAUUUAUUAGAAGAUCACCUAAAAGUGCAUGUUCCUGUGAGCUAUUUGAUAUCAUGAAAGCUUGCUUUUUCUGACUGGAUAUUCCCAUUGCUUUUCUUUCCCUUUUAUUGUGCCAUUUGAAACAAAGUAUUGCUUGCUUUGUUUUUGUUUAUUUUCGUUCCCCAUAUAUUCCAGAAAUGGAAAGAGCAGUGCAGGUAUUAAACUAAACAAAUAAAUAUUACUUUCUUGUUAACCUAUUUAAAAUCCUCCUAAUAUCCAAGGUAUUGUUGCUCUGAUAUUUGAGUUAUCAAGUCAAAAUUGAAGUAAGAGCAGGAAAAAGCUUGUCGUCAACAGCUUCAGCUCCAUGAAAGUAUCCUCUUAAGACCUACUGUAAUUUAUGAAUAUGGGUGGCUUAAGUGCUCUUUCUCUGAACAUUGUAUUUUAAUAUGUAGAAUUGAAUUGAUCCUGCUUGAGAAUGCACAACUGGAGUAUUUAAUGUAAUUCCCUUUUGGGGUAGUAAUUUGAAGGUUAUAUAUGUUCAAUAUUGUAUUUACAAUUCCCAAUUCCACUGCUGAGAGUUUUGCCUGCAGUUAUGUUCUAUAAUUGUUGCUGAACAUAUGCUAAAUUUCUGUAUAUUUAGUAUUUUAUUUAUUUAUGACUUAGAUUUGAUUGAUUAGAUGACCACCACCACCUCUAAUGAAGCAGGAAAAGGCUGCACUCAUUACAGAUCUCUAAUGUGUAAAUUUACAUAAGACUUACUUUAUGAAAGUUAUACAGAGUCUUAAACUAAAUAACUAAAUGCAACAUGUCAGAAAAUGAAUGUGGAGUACUUAUUGGGAGUUGGAGGUUUGAUUUCAGCGUUACACUGCCAUGUAAUGACGCAGAAUCUUUAUUUGUGUAUCAUAGAUUUUAUUUUAAUGGGAUAUUUGAAGAAUGUAUUGCUGGUUCACGUAGAUUUGAUUUACUCUCUGUAAACAUGUGAGCGGCCUAAUUACACAUAAAAUGUAUAGAUGUCCGAGGACACAAAGCCUUUAACUCUAGGCUCGGCUUUAAAGAGGGAAUAUUACAGAUCUUGGCUCUGUUCUUUACGUGCGUUAAACUUUUCUGCCAGCAGGUGGGGAGACCGCUGGUAUCUGGUGUAGAGUACCAGUCGUAACAUGGAAAGCAUAUAUAGAGCAUGCCUCUCGACGUGACUAGUCAGCACUGAGCUAGUGUAAGACCUAUAGAAGCUAUAAUAGGUUAACAAUGCCUGUUGUAUUUAUCGCCAUAACUGUGCUUCAAGAAAAAUAACUUGAUUUAAUUUCUCAUAAAAAGCUUGCAUAUUAUUGUGGUUCGGACUGACUUGUUACAGUUAUUGACAUUACGUGUUUAGUGUGCUCAAACAUGGUACAGCUAAUGUAUUAUUUUUGUUUUAACCUGUCAAGGAAUUAAAUUAGUUUUGUUAAACAAUAAACAGUUGAGUUAAUUGUU
Molecule: messenger RNA, 3431 nt
Organism: Pungitius pungitius (ninespine stickleback)
Lineage: Eukaryota; Metazoa; Chordata; Actinopteri; Perciformes; Gasterosteidae
Gene: mdm4
Product: MDM4 regulator of p53
Exons: 11
Coding region: 198-1685 (495 amino acids)
Biological process (GO): negative regulation of apoptotic process; regulation of cell cycle; protein ubiquitination
Cellular component (GO): nucleus
Molecular function (GO): ubiquitin-protein transferase activity
Source: RefSeq, a predicted model, not a curated record